AUGGGCUUGCCGUUAUUUCAGUACAUUGGAUAUUAUCCGAAACGCUCAACACGUGUGCUCCUUUGGUUCUCCUAUAUUUUUGGCUUCAUAUCGUGGUUGUGCCUGCUGAAACCUCUUACCGAUUCGAAGCUUUAUCACUGA
Molecule: messenger RNA, 141 nt
Organism: Gongylonema pulchrum
Lineage: Eukaryota; Metazoa; Nematoda; Chromadorea; Rhabditida; Gongylonematidae
Source: the annotation of a GenBank genome assembly